Molecule: messenger RNA, 1185 nt
Organism: Sordaria macrospora k-hell
Lineage: Eukaryota; Fungi; Ascomycota; Sordariomycetes; Sordariales; Sordariaceae
Biological process (GO): transcription by RNA polymerase II; transcription initiation at RNA polymerase II promoter
Cellular component (GO): transcription factor TFIIA complex
Source: RefSeq, a predicted model, not a curated record
AUGUCCAACAACACUGUCGGUACCGUUUACGAGCACAUCAUCAACGAGGUGAUCAACGCUGUCCGCGUCGACUUCGAGGAGAAUGGCGUCGACGAUAGUGUUCUGGAAGAACUGAAAAAGGGAUGGCAACACAAGCUGUCCCAGCUCAACGUUGCUCAGUUUCCUUGGGACCCCAAGCCUGAAGCACCACCGCCGGCGCAGGCCCAGCAGAGCACUUCCGCUGCCGUUAAUGCGCAGGCGGCUGCUGUUGCCCAACAACAACAGCCAACACCCAACUACACUCAGUCGACCGUGAGUCCACAAACGGCCGCUCAGCCCCUGUCUAUGCCUGGCGGCCAGCCCAACGGCAAUGGCGUCGCUAUCAAGAAUGAGCCGGGCAUGGCGAACGAGUCUGCCAUCAAGCAAGAACCGGGCACCAUGCAGCCCAUGAUGCACCCCGCCUACCCUGGCAACAACGCCGCUCGUGGUGGCAUGGCCGCCCAGCGAGCUGCCCAAGCCAUCGCAAGUCGGUACGGAUCGCAGGCCCAGGCUUCCAUCAACGCUAUUCAUCAGCAAACUCAACAGCCUCAGAUCCCGGGGCAGGCACCACAGCAACAACAGCAGCAGCAGCUCAACCCACAGCAGCAAUAUCAGCAGAAUAUGGCCGCCCAGAUGCAGCAGCAGCGCAUGGCACAACAGCCUGGACAGCUUGGACAGCAGCAGCAGCAGCAGCCUCCCAACCAGCAAAAUGGUCUUGGUGGCGCACAGGUUGAUGGCCCGAGUGACGGAUUCGACGGUGUCCUAAUGCGUCGCGAUGCGGACGGCAACCCUGUCGAGAUGGGUCGCGUCGAGAUCGACAACCUGCUCCACGCCAAGCUCCUGGAAAGGGCCAAGGAGAGGGAAGGAGGUGGCUUGAUGCUUCCCCGUGCCGCUGCUCGCGGUGCCGGUGCGAAUCAGCUUGAUGGAAAUGACGAGGAUGACGAUGAGUUCGAUGAAGACGCUAUCAACUCGGACCUUGAUGACCCUGAGGAUGAAAGGGAUGAUGACGACGAAGAGGAUGAGGCUAGUGGCUGGAUCAUGCUCUGUCUGUAUGACAAGGUCCAGCGCGUCAAGAACAAGUGGAAGUGCACCCUCAAGGAUGGUGUCUUGACUGUCAACGGCAAGGAAUACGUCUUCCAUAAGGCCAAUGGCGAAUAUGAGUGGUAA